UUAAUGUCAUAUAAAUUGAAUAAAAAUAUUUUACAGAGAAUUGAAUAAUGUGGAAUUUGAAAAAAUAUCAAAUGAGACACUUGACUCCUUAACGGAGUAUUUUGAUGAAUUAAUUGAGCACGCAACACAUUUAAAUGAUGCUGAUGUGUCCUAUGGGGAUGGUGUGCUGACAAUUAAAUUUGGUGGUGAAUACGGGACGUACGUUAUAAAUCGACAAACACCAAAUAAACAACUGUGGUUAUCAUCGCCGACAUCCGGACCUAAACGAUCAUGGACGAAAUUAUGGAAGAUGGAAAUCUCGUUGAUCGAGUUAGAAUUCUAUUGCAAAGAGACAUGCAAUAUUACCAGGCAAUGCAGACAGUCCUCCGUGAGUCAUUGUGUAACCGAGUGAGUGGUGGGAAAUUGGAUUUUCCCCGACACGCAUCAUUCGCAGCCGUCAAAAUAGUUAAGUGGUGGGAAGCUGAGUUUCUUAUUGCAUUCAAAUUUCCAUCUGGGCUCUGCAUUUCGAUACAAAAUAAUUCUUCGGACCCAGCUGAUGAAGUUAUCAAAAAAACUAAACCCUCUGAUUUUAUUUUAUUAGUUGUUGAUACAUCCGAGCAAUUAAUUGAGCAUUUGCACACUUUAAUCCAAGAAUCACUCGACCACGCGGACUUAGCAGUCCUGACUGCGACGCUUGGAGCUGCUGCGCUAAUUAGAAAUUGUUUAUGGUGCUAUAAUCAGCAGUCUAAAGAUAAAAUUCCCAAGCAAAUAAGUGAAAAACUGCAUCUGUGCUACAAAUCGUAUCAAGAAAUGGCAGAAGCUGUAGCUGAAAAGCUUCUCGACCUCCAUUGUCGAUUAAUUUCUCUCUACAUUUUAAACGAAGCCGACUCUCUUAAUUGGCAAAGCAAUAAGCCUUUUUUCGAGCGAGAAAGAUCAUCAUUUAUUAUUCAGAUGUGGUGGCUGUAUAUGCAGGGUACUAAGACAGACUUAUGGAACACUGUCUCACCUAAAAUGGCCCAAAGAAUAUUUGCUGGAAUGUUAAAUGAAUCAUUAACAAUUAUCGUUUCUCGGUUUAUUCACGGACGUCCAAGUUUAACGAGGUCACAACAAUUUUGGUCGGACGCAUUUAAUGUUUUGAGCUGCACUGGUUACCUCGCAUUAGCUGCUUGCGCUGAUGCCAAUGAACUUAUAGGAUUACGAAUUAACAAAUUACCCAUUGUGAUGAGAGACAUACACGCUAAAUGUCGCAAACUGCUAAUUUGUUUACUUUUGCGUGGUACACCAUUGAAAAUUCUCUAUCAAGUGCGUCCAUUAAUUAACUAUCGUAUUACUUUUAAAUGAGAGUGAAUCAGCAGACAGCUAAUUUUUUAGAAUUUGUAGAUUUAUUUUAACUUAAUGGUUGUAAAAAAAAUCUAAAAAAUUGCAUAGAAAAAACUUUUAAAAAUUUCCAUGUGCAUUUUUUUAUACUAUUUAUUCUGUAAUAUAACAAAUAAAUUAUUAAAAAAAAUUAUCAGAUGUCUGCUAAAUUCACACUCAUUAAAUUUAAAUAAUAAUAAUAAUAAUAAAAUAAUUAAACAGGCUUGUCGAAAUGGAUUAGAAUACAUGGCAACUCUAAAAAAACAAUCAGGACCAGCCCCUUGGUUAAUAAUAAGUGCUCCAAAGCUAUUUGGAUCUCCAGCACUGAAGAGCGUUAAUUUAUCACUCCCAGAAGAUCAAGCUCUUAUCUUGGAGAUAAAUGUCCUGAGAUGUCAACCACAGGCUAAAUGGACGCAAUUAUUAAAAGUGUUAUCAAUGAAUGAAUGCGCGGUCGCACGAAUGCUACUGAGUACUCUAAUUCGUCAAUGCGUGGGCAAAAACGAAGACGUAAUUUCAAUGGAGAGAUUGAAAGAAAAUUCCGGAGAUUGCGGUGGAUUUUUAUGCACAAGCUGUCAGCAAAAUCUGUCAAGUUUGCCGCCUACUUUGUAUCUCUACAGUCUGAUGUACGUAUUGAUCAACACGGCCAUGGAUCCACUCGACGUUGUCAUCCCCGCGCUCAAGCAAGAUAUUAAUUGGUCCAAUUAUCUUGAUAGACAGCAGGUAUGGAAUCAAUGUCGAGCUCCCUGGCUAAAUGCUCUUUUAGCACCAUUUAAAUCCAUCAUGACGCCUAUUGUUGAUACUCUGCUUGACGCUAUAAAGACAGGUGCAAGUAUUUAUCAAACAAUGUCCCUUGCAUUGGCUUGCUUUUCUGAGCUUUUUAUGUGCACUCCAAUAACCGUGCUGCGGAUUAUUAAUUUGAUCAAUAAAAAUAUACCCGCUCACUGUCAUCCAAUAGGCGGCUCGGUAUUCAUCCAAAUAUUCUGCGCUGCUCUUUACUCGGAAUUAUUAAAAGAAUCAAAUGCAAACAUUGAUACUCUUGAUAAAUCAGAGGUCCAAGAAACUCCAAGAAGCAUUGCUGAUUCUUACUCAUUUGAUCCUCAAGAUAAACCCGCCUCUGCAACUGCACUUGCAGAAGCCGUUUGUAGUAUAGACGAAGACAAUAAACACACUGCGCAAAUAGAUGCUGUAAUCAAACGGGCUGAAGCUUGGAUUAAAGAAGAAGAAGAAAAUAGUCCGAGAAUGAAAAAGUUAAAUACGAGCUCUUUGUGGAUUGAAACUUGCGCUGAUGAAUUAUUAUUUACUGCAAUUGGACGGAGAUCUUUAAAAAUUACUUAUGAAUAUUUGAUCUGCGCUUCGGACUGGAUUUUAAAUAAUCUGAUUGAAGGACCGGAUUUAAUGAAAAAAGACUUUUUGAAUACUACCGACGCUUAUGUCCCUGCCAAACCUCUUACAUAUGUCAUGUUUCAUAUCGAUAAUAAUCCAUUUGAUCAGUGGCUAACAAAUUUAGAUGAAGCAAAUUGGCAAGUUAUGCUGAACGUCCCGUUAUCAGUGACUCUAGAUCGAAUUCAGAGCCAAAUUCUCGUGAGACCCGAGUUUAAAAACAUCGGAGAACUAUCUCUUGACGAUAAAGAUGUUGCGAUUGCUUUGAAACAGUUAUGCUCCGCAUCACAAUUUACUACUUUUGAAUAA
This is a messenger RNA of Cotesia congregata, 3024 nucleotides long. Lineage: Eukaryota; Metazoa; Arthropoda; Insecta; Hymenoptera; Braconidae. The record is from the annotation of a GenBank genome assembly.